Histoplasma mississippiense is the source of this 2520-nucleotide messenger RNA. RefSeq lists its product as hypothetical. The transcript is spliced from 4 exons. The coding region runs from base 1 to 2520 and encodes 839 amino acids. Gene Ontology annotation, molecular function: protein binding. The record is from RefSeq and is a predicted model, not a curated record. Lineage: Eukaryota; Fungi; Ascomycota; Eurotiomycetes; Onygenales; Ajellomycetaceae.
AUGGCUGGGAAUGGGGGAAUGAGCGGAGGAGUUCAUGGUGCCGCUAUUCACAUGAGCCAUGUGCAAGGCACAGAAUACACGUUGCAAGGAGUAAUGCGAUUCCUACAGACCCAAUGGCACCGACACGAACGAGAUCGAAAUGCAUGGGAGAUCGAGCGUGCUGAAAUGAAGUCGAGAAUUGCCAGAUUAGAGGGUGAUGCACGGACCAGCAAGCGAAUGUACGAAACUUUGAGCAAACAUGUUAAAAUGUUGGAGGCUGCUUUGAAAAGGGAACGAGAAAAAGUCAAGAGCUUAUCUACCGGAGAAGCUGUCGACACGAGCAAGAACUCCAAGGAUCUCGCCAAAGAUGACCCGAAAUCCCUUCCACAACAACAACCAAAAUCCGAUGCUUGCCAAGUUGACGUCGACAAUAGGACUCAGAAUGCGUCCAAUCCUGAUGUUCGCCAGGAUUCAGAACGUGAAAAGUCUCGCGUGUAUCUUGGAAAAUGCUCACAGGAAGUUACCUAUCAUGUAAUUCCCGGGUCACGUCCUCCUCCGGACUUGCUAGAUCUUCAAGAAAUGUCAGACCACGGGUAUCAAAAUCAUCAGAUGCAGAGGCCUUCCUUCGAAGACGUAUAUGUGCAACAUCAAUGUCAACACCAGCAAAGGCAGAAAAUUCAUCAACAACAGCACCAACAGCAACAUAAUCACGUAAACAUGGUUCGAGAGCCCUCGGUACAUCAACCCAUUACCCCUAAUUAUUCCGAGAAUUUCCCUGCUGGCCCACGCGCAUUGAAUCCGAGUCAUCAAGAUCCACUUGAAGCGCAGCCAUUUGAGCAACAGCGUUCACAUCUCCUUCCCAUGGAUCGUCGAAAGGAAUCUUUUGAUCAUCCUCCUGUUGGCCAUGAAGAGGUGGAAUCAAUCACACAUACCUUUGAUGAAUAUGGAAAUCUGGUCUCCAUCUCUGACCUACCUAAACCCAUCACCUCCAUAGAACCCGAAGCUGAUGAUGCGGAUGGAUGGAACUUUGAUGAAACCCCAGUCGAUAUUACCACCACAUCGAGCGGAACACAUCAUCGACCCGAUACGGAUGUUUUCCCGAAUGCUGAUUUUGUAUUCCCAAACUCUUCUCCCCGAGGAGGCCCUGGCUCUCAAAGAAGAAAAGGUUCAGGAAGGCGUCGCGCUGAUGGGACCACUGAUUCUCGCGAUCUAGGUACCUUGGGUGGGUUAAAGGUUGAUGUGCCGAACUUCAAAGUCCGAUUCGCGUUGCGCGGCCAUCUUGAUGUUGUUCGAUCGGUUAUCUUUACUGGUGGCGGAAGCCCGUCUGAACCAGAGAUAUGCACAUGCGGUGAUGACGGGACAAUUAAGCGUUGGAUUAUCCCAGCAUCCUAUGGCAGCAUCGGCCCCAAUAGCAGCAGCUCAAAUAAUGACCUCGAUAUCACAAGCUACUUUACUCAUCGUGGACACUUGGGGCCAGUCACCUGCCUUGCAGCAUGCCCCCCCGCUCCCAACUUUUCCAGUGGAGGUCGAGCCCUUGGAGACGGCUGGGUAUUUUCAGGCGGCCAGGAUGGCAGCGUUAAAGUAUGGGAACGGGGCCGUGUUGACCCGAAAGCGUCUCUAGAUACUCAUACGGAUUCAGUAUGGGCAUUGCGCGUGCUUCCAGGUACUGCCGGAUCUAUCUUUGGAGACCGAUGUAGCCAUUACGGUAGCCCUGAUCGAAUAGUCCUUGUUUCGGGUGCUUCCGACGGGAGACUGUUGAUAUGGGCCGUGAGUGCUCCACCACAACUCGCCUCCCCACAAGCUGGAAAUCGAAGGGUCGGUGGUAGCCGAAGAGCAAAUUCUAUAUCUUCCGGCUCAAACUUCUCUUCAUCACCCCAACCAAGCACAGCAAGUGCAACUCCUUUUCACUAUACAUUGAUUCAUCAUAUCAUCCGCCCUGACUCUCCUUCCUCCACAAGUAUCAGCCCUUUGUCACUUGCCGGCGUCAACUUUGUUGUUUCCUAUGCGGAUGCCUCCAUUAUUGUCUACGACACGCGAUCUGGGGAAGAGGUGGUUGGAAUGGCUAGCUUGGAAACGUACGACGGAACCCGUGCGACUGGUGUUAACUCCGUAGUAGCAAGCACUAUUGGGUUUGACGGAACUGCCAAUCUAGAUCCCAACAGGACUUUGACGGAAGAGGAAGCUAUCGUGCAUGGAGCCACUGGCACCAGUGGUGGGGUUGAAGGGGUGAUUAUUAGUGGCUAUGAAGACCGUUAUAUUCGAUUUUUCGAUGCCAAUAGUGGCCAAUGCACAUAUACAAUGCUUGCACAUCCCACCGCAAUCUCCUCUCUCGCCCUAUCUCCGGAUGGCCGCGAGCUCGUGUCUGCAGGUCAUGAUGCCAGCUUACGCUUUUGGUCACUUGAAAAGCGGAGUUGUGUGCAGGAGAUUACCAGCCAUCGGCUUUUGCGAGGGGAGGGUGUCUGCGCCGUGGUUUGGAGUCAAGAUGGACGGUGGGUUGUGAGUGGGGGCGGUGAUGGAGUGGUUAAGGUCUUCUCAAGAUAA